This is a messenger RNA of Erythranthe guttata (spotted monkey flower), 902 nucleotides long. The record is from RefSeq and is a predicted model, not a curated record. Lineage: Eukaryota; Viridiplantae; Streptophyta; Magnoliopsida; Lamiales; Phrymaceae.
UUGCAGCUAUGGCUCUUGGGAUUCCAUUGUUGAACCCAUAUCUAGACAAGAAUGCUUCUUUCAAAAAUGGUGUCAACUUUGCAGUUGCUGCAAGUACAGCGCUAAACUCGUCUUUCUUCACUUCGAGGGGCAUUAUUGUUCCGACUAAUGUUCCUUCCCUCGACGCUCAGUUAACUUGGUUUAGAACACACCUCACCUCAAUUUGUUCGACGCCCGCAGGUAUUUAUAUAUAUUUAUCACCAGAUUGUUCUUAUAAGCUCAGAAGUGCUCUGAUUUUUGUUGGUGAAAUUGGAGCCAAUGACAUUAUCUAUCCACUGGCCCAAAGAAAAUCUCUUCAAGAGAUUCAGACAUAUGUGCCUUUUAUUAAUCAAGCCAUCAUUAACACCACAAGAGUAUAUGAAAUAAUCUUGGAUGGUGCGUUACAAAUCGUGGUUCCUGGAAAUUUUCCACUUGGAUGCUUACCUUUUGGCAUUAGCGUUUUUGGUAGCAACAAAUCUGCGGUGAAGUACGAUGAAUUUGGGUGUGUAAUAAGUUUGAACAAUCUCGUCACGUUUCAGAACAAUGACCUAAAAGUCGGUCUUGAUUCUCUUCGAAGAGAGUUUCCACAUGCUGUCAUAAUUUAUGCAGACUACUACAAUGCUUUUCUAUCACUUCUCCGUCACGCACCUCUUCUUGGGUUUGAUCCAAGAAGUGUGUUGGACGUUUGUUGUGGAAGUAGAAAUUACAAUGAUGAGUUAAUUGACACUCUCGGUCCAGAAUUUUGUGGAAAUGCAGGAGUGCCGGUUUGCCCUAAUCCAAAUCGAUACAUACAUUGGGAUGGCUUACAUCUAACAGAAGCGGCUAACCAACAUAUUUCCGAUAUUAUUGUUCGAAACAUUCUGUUGAGGAUCAAAUGCAUUUAA